This is a messenger RNA of Fusarium venenatum, 534 nucleotides long. NCBI's taxonomy places the organism in Eukaryota, Fungi, Ascomycota, Sordariomycetes, Hypocreales, Nectriaceae. The record is from RefSeq and is a predicted model, not a curated record.
AUGGCCAGUAAAAAGCUCCAAGAGUUUCUCAAACGUAAUGAGGAAUCAUUGGAAAAUCACCAACCGCCACCUUUAUUACAGGAUAUAGUCAGCGCAAAGUCGGACUCAGGAGCCAUCUACAUCUUAACUUGUUCAGAUGCUCGAGUCGAUCCUCGUGACUACUUCGGCCUCAAGUUUGGAGAGGCCUUGAUAAUCCGCAACGCAGGUGGUCGCGCCGUUGAUGCUUUCCGAAGCCUUGAAGUUAUGGGAACCAUCGGUCCCAUUGACCUGAUCGUUGUGGUUCAUCACACUGACUGCGGUGCGGUGUUUACUACUGAGGAGGAGGUCAGGUCGAAACUCAGUCAUAGAGCACCUGCCCAUGCUGAUUCAAUUAAAGACAAAUGGUUUGGAACCUUCAGAGAUGUUGGAAUUGAUGAGAGCAUUCGUCAGGACGUACAAGAGAUUAGGAAAUGGUCAUUCUUGCCGGAAAAGGCUCAGGUUGUAGGUUAUGCACUUGAUAUUGAAACGGGGGCUAUGAGGGAAGUAGUCUCCUAA